Messenger RNA from Daphnia pulicaria, 2207 nucleotides. Its product is annotated as DDB1- and CUL4-associated factor 11-like. Gene Ontology annotation, cellular component: Cul4-RING E3 ubiquitin ligase complex. The record is from RefSeq and is a predicted model, not a curated record. NCBI's taxonomy places the organism in Eukaryota, Metazoa, Arthropoda, Branchiopoda, Diplostraca, Daphniidae. Gene Ontology annotation, molecular function: protein binding. The transcript has 11 exons. Bases 111 to 1826 code for a protein of 571 amino acids. Gene Ontology annotation, biological process: proteasome-mediated ubiquitin-dependent protein catabolic process.
GCUUUUUAUCAAACAUUUGCUGUCGUCUGCCUAGUUGCGUGACAUUUUUUAUCGGGUUAACUAAACUUUGUUAUUGAAUAAACGGUGAGACAACAAUCUACCUUCAAAAAAUGAACUCUGACGAUGAAGACAGAGACAGCAGUAACAGAGAUACUUCAUCGAUGUCGGACGAAGAAUCUGAUACCGACAUAGCCACAGUUCUUACCCAGCUCAUCAGGAGUGGCCGAGCUCACAUUCUUUCAGAAAGAAACUCAGUAUUUGAAGAAAGAAACGAGUCUUUCUUUGAUUUCCUUCCAAAUGCCCAACCACCCCCUGUUGACAGCACACCUGAUUUAACUGUUCUUGAGGGGACUGAUUUGUACUUAUCAACAUCCCUAUCAUCAGGAAUCUACAAGCACGGUUGCAAAUCCCAUUCCACUCGUGUGACAUCACUACUGUACCAGCGUCAAGUAGGGAUGAAGGGUACAGGGCAUUUCUCUGGUGGAGACAGGAGCUAUAUUGGCCACAACUAUUUGCCUAACAAAUUCAAACAAGUUGCCAACUGCAAUCACAAAAUGUUCUGCGGGACAUAUUCUAAAGAUGGCAAUAUUUUCCUCAGCGCUUCACAAGAUCGAGUUAUCCGUGUGUUUGACACAUCAAAAGGCGGAUUUGAUUGCAUAAGGAAAAUCCCCGCCCGAGAUGUCGGAUGGAGUAUUCUAGACACAGCGUUCAGUCCUGAUGGACGUUCCAUCAUUUAUUCUAGUUGGUCGGAAGCCAUCCACCUUUGUAACAUUUACGAUGAGGUGGAAAGACAUGAAGUUCUCCCACUUUCCCCGGAACUCCGACGGUUCUGUAUUUUCAGCCUUACUUUUUCUCAAGACGGAAAUGAAGUAUUGGGUGGUGCCAAUGACGGCUGUUUGUACAUUUACGAUUGCGAAAAACGACAGAGAACACUCAGGAUUGAUGCCCACGAAGAGGACGUGAAUACUGUGGCCUAUGCUGACGAAACUUCGCAGAUCCUAUUUUCUGGAGCGGAUGAUGGAUUAUGCAAAGUUUGGGAUCGUCGAACGUUGGCGGAAAACGGAGAGGCUAAACCGGUGGGCAUUCUUGGUGGCCAUGUUGACGGACUUACGUUCGUCGACUCGCGUGGAGAUGGCAGACAUUUGAUUACAAAUAGCAAGGACCAAUCCAUCAAGCUAUGGGACAUGCGCAAAUUCUCAGGAAACGAAGUUCAACAAAAGACUAGAUCGUUUAUGAACGCCCAAAGUUGGGAUUAUAGUUUCCAAAACGUUCCGUGGAGGCUGGCUUCCCCCAAAAACAAGAUCGCCGGUGAUACUAGUUUGAUGACAUACCGAGGACACAGUGUCUUAAGAACUUUAAUUCGAUGCCGUUUCAGUCCAGCCUUUAGCACUGGGCAACGUUAUAUUUACAGUGGUUGUGCAGCUGGAAAAAUUUUCAUUUACGAUGUCCUGACUGGAAAGCCUGCAGCGAUUCUGAUAGGUCAUUCUGAAUGUGUUCGGGACGUCUCUUGGCAUCCAUACUCCAUGGAUAUUAUCGAUUCAGCGUGGGACGGCCGACACUUCAAGUGGUUUCAUUCCUCAGCCGAUUCCGAAGACGAAAUGGAUUUGGACACGGAAGAGUACAUUACCGACAGCGAAUCCAACGAUUCCAAUCCUAAUUGGAUGCAAAGGCAGCGCCGCUCAUAUCGAGAUGACGACGCGGCUGAUGGCGGAGGUGAUCGCGAAGUGCGUAGGAGUCCACGACUAGCCGCUCGAGCAACUCCACAGACGGCCCGGAGAACGUCACAGAGGCAGCGACAAGCAGCCAGCCGCCGCCCUCCUUCAUAAGUCUUGUCCGCACCAUAUAUAUCCUUUAAUACAACACACUUGUUUCGAAACACUUCAUAACUACAAAAAAAUUACGCAACGCAGUCAUUUGUUUCAAUUCUGUGUACAGUUAUUGGUGUUACCUUUAACUGAAGCAGGCGUGGUGCGCUCAAUUCACGCGCUUCUAUCGAUACGUUAACCUCCCUCUUUUAUUUUGGUUUUUUGUGAUAGAUGAUCAACUUCCUCCCGGGUACGAUGCAUCUAGUUGUGCUGGAUAAUUUGAUGCGUGUGAAACUCUCAAGUAAAUGAGAGUGGAAAUUUCCAAGAACAAUUCUUCUUGUUAUUUGUAUAAUUAUUAUUUUUUUUUUUUUAAUUUUUUUCUCCUGGGUCUUUUAUAUGUUU